UGCAUAUCAGCCGACCAAGUAUUCGUGUAGUUUAACCAGGGAGCUGCCAAGUAGUGUAAUAAAAUCAAAAUAAUUGAAAGCAAAAAAUCCUUAAUACACACGCACACACAAGCAGACGUCUGGUGGGAGUGUGUGUGAGUGAGUGUAGGUGUGUGUUCAUGCGCAGGCGCCAAUUCGAGUUUCUGUGCAUUAAUUGCUUUUUGCGAAGUACUCUGCGUUCAGAUCGAAAGCCUUCGCUGGCGUUGGCCAUGUAGAACCACAUAUCAGCAGCGAGCAAGCGAAGUCAGAGAGGAAUCAUGGUGGAAUCCUCGAGCCUGGGGAGGACCCCUCCUGCGGCCCAGCAGCCCAUUCCGCAGCAGCACUCCCCCUCGCCCUCGGGUCUGCGGUGUGGCAACAUGGAGACGCGGGUGCGCGGCGCCUGGUAUCGCGUCCUCGUCACCCUGGAAACGGACUUCCUGGCCGUCAGUCUGGACGAAUCCUGCGAGGCGGCUCAGCCAUCCAACGAUGGACAAUCUACCACCCUGAACGGAACUUUGGGGAGCAACCACAGUGGCGGAGGAGGCGGAGGCGCCGGCGGAGGAGGCUCUGGUUCGGGAGGAGCUGGCCAAAACGGGACCCUGCCCAGCUCCGCCUCGCUGCAGGGGAUGAACAUCCAGGACACCGAGCUGGACGGAUCGGGCAGCAACGACAACGGGGAGCGCGAUCCCUGCCUGAACAACAACAACAACGCCGGCGACGGGGGCGGCAUGGAUAUGUGCGACGUACCUGACCACGUGGCCAACCAGAAGCGGCACGUGCGGAUCAUCAAGUCGGACAACAACGGCCUGGGCAUCUCGAUCAAGGGCGGCCGCGAGAACCGCAUGCCCAUCCUCAUCUCGAAGAUCUUCCGGGGCAUGGCCGCCGACCAGGCCAAGGGGCUCUACGUGGGCGACGCCAUCCUGACCGUCAACGGGGAGGAGCUGCGGGACGCCACCCACGACGAGGCGGUGCGGGCCCUCAAGCGCUCCGGUCGAGUGGUCGACCUGGAAGUGAAAUUCCUACGCGAAGUGACGCCCUACUUUCGGAAGGCGAGCAUCAUCUCGGAAGUUGGCUGGGAGCUCCAGCGGGCCUUCCUCUGUCCGCUGGGACCGGGCGUCCCCACCUCGCCGCCCGCCCCCAAGACGACACCCCGGGCGGAUACGCGAUAUAUACCGCUGCAGCUGACGCAUCUGGCCAGGAAUCUCAAGUACAUCGAUCCGGAGAACCGGUGCUUUGAACUCCACUCACCAGACGGAGUGCACUCCUGCAUCCUGCGGGCAGCGGACUCCGCGGAGGCCCUCGUCUGGUUCAAUGCCCUCCACUCGGCGAUGGGCAGCAGCACGCAGCGGGCGCUGGCGGAGGCCAACCGGGCGCUGACCAACCUCAUCGGCGAGCUGAAGCACAUCGGCUGGCUGAGCAAGCGGAUGAGCGGCGGGGGCGGCGGCGGAAGCUCCGGGAGCGCUGGGGGCGGAGCGGCCAGCGGGGGCAGCGGUACCUCGAACAGCGGCGUAGCUGGCGAGCUGCCCAGCGGUCGAUCCAGUUCGGAGAGCUCGGACGAGAGCGACAAGUGGCUGCCCAUUUUCGUGGCGGUGACGGAGCGCGAGUUCCGGAUAUACGAGAGUGCUCCGUGGUCGGUGGAGGCGUGGAGUCGUCCGCUGGAGAUCUACGCGCUGGCCACGACGCGACUGGCGGGCGCGGGCAACAACUCCUCGCUGAACGGCCAGCAGACCACGGUGUUCUGCGUCCGGUGCGGAACCGCCCGCGGGGUGCUCGUCUACUGGCUGCGCUCCGAGACGCACCGGGACAUGGCCGCCUGGGCCAGGUCGCUCGUCCAGGGCUCCCACCAGGCGGUGAACUACCAGAGGGAGUUCUCCUUCCGCUGCCUCUUCCAGGGGCGGCAGUGUCAAUUGGUUGUGCACAUAAACCGCGGCUUCUUCUUGUACGACUGCGGCGGGUUCGCUCCGACCACUCCCACGGUGGCCACCUCCAAGACGCAGCUCUGGCAGUUCGCCUUCGACAAGCUGAAGGGCUCCGCGGACGACGGCACCAGGAUGCUCUACCUGGACUUUGGCGAGGAUGGGGAGAUCGAACUGGACAUGGAGUGCUGUCCCAAGCCUGUGGUCUUCGUCGUGCACAACUGCCUGUCGGCCAAAGUUCAUAAUAUUGCCUAGGACGAGGUUGAGUUGGAGGGAACAAUCCAAUAGCUGUUGAUCCAAUUUAUUUAAUUAUUAGGCUGUCCAGAUCUGAAUGGUUGGGCCGAAAGUAUUAUUUAUUAUUGUGUUCUCAGACUCUUAAAUGUUGUUUUCAGCUACUGGUCGUCGCUAAAAAGCAGUCAUACGUGCAAUAUUUUAUUAACUCUGUCAAUUAGCCCAGAUUUAAUCAAGAAAAUUGAACUAAACGCUGGUUUUUGCAUUAAAAAUAUUGAUUUUAAAGCCCAAUGUUGGAAGAGCCUAAAAGUCGACCACAAAGCAUGUUCGGUUCAUUUAAAGUUUCAGCUUUUGUUUCGCCUAAGAUAUUAACAAUUAAACGUAAGUCCUACCAAAUUUUGACUUAGUUAAUUUAGCAAGAAGGGAUUAGAUAGUGGUAGAUGAGUGAGCAUUCCGCGCUUCCUGAUGGCUAUGGAAAUGGAUUAGUUGGAUAGGUUUAGCUGGAAGGUGGAGGCAGAAAACAAAGGUAGAUUUUUGAAAACAAAACACGAAGCACAAACCAAAAACCGAAAAUAAUGAAAAGUAAGAUACCACAGAACAACUUUAUUUACCUUGUAAGUAGGCGUAAAUUCAUUUUAUACGUGUGUCAUCUACACAGGUUACCAUCUAAAGUGAAAUCGAGAAAACGAAAUCGAACUCUAUGAACUCCACAACAUUUGCAUAAACGUUGAACAAUAAUUAUCGUAAUUGUACUUAACUAAUUGUAUCUUGAAUCUUGUAUCUAAACGAAGCACACAUAUCUCGAUGCCCACUCAGUGGCAUCGAUACCGAUCGACGAUCGUGGAGUAGGCUCCAAACUAAACUAUACAUCAAAUCAUAUGGUUACCUAAACGAUACAAGUAUAUCCAGGCCAUUUCGCAAUUUCUCCCCACUCUUCAUGUACAAGCCAUCGAUCAUAUGCAAUUAUUAUACAUUUAUAUCUACUUAUAACAUGGACACAUACUCAUUUUAUGAAAUUAGAAAUUUCGUUAUAGACAAAAACCACACAAAAUGAAGAACAACAAAAGUAAUGCAAGUAAUGACAAAAAUCAAUAAGAAAAUAACAAAGCAUAAGACGUACAAUAUUUUUAACGUAAGUAGUGUUGAAUCUUCGAUAAUAAACUUAUAUAUAUAAUACUAUACCAUCAAU
Messenger RNA from Drosophila ficusphila, 3354 nucleotides. RefSeq names its product beta-1-syntrophin (gene Syn1). Gene Ontology annotation, molecular function: structural molecule activity; protein binding. Lineage: Eukaryota; Metazoa; Arthropoda; Insecta; Diptera; Drosophilidae. The record is from RefSeq and is a predicted model, not a curated record. Gene Ontology annotation, cellular component: dystrophin-associated glycoprotein complex; intracellular anatomical structure.